Messenger RNA from Cheilinus undulatus (humphead wrasse), 783 nucleotides. Its product is annotated as collagen alpha-5(IV) chain-like. Bases 1 to 783 code for a protein of 260 amino acids. The record is from RefSeq and is a predicted model, not a curated record. Lineage: Eukaryota; Metazoa; Chordata; Actinopteri; Labriformes; Labridae. The transcript is spliced from 13 exons.
AUGGAGGCUCCGGGCGGCCCGAGGAAGAGGAUCGUGCCGCUGCUGGUUCUGCUGGUUUUUUGCUCCGCUGCUCCGGGACACGCCGAGAGGGUGUGUCACUGCAGCGGGAAGUCUCUCUGCCACUGUGACGGCAUCAAAGGACAAAAGGGUGAACCCGGUUACCCUGGGUACGAUGGACUCCCUGGAGUGAUUGGUUACCCUGGAAACGAGGGCCACCAGGGCUUACCUGGAGAGAAGGGUGAGUUGGGACCUGGAGGGAGCCCAGGACUGAAAGGUUCCAGGGGUCUUCCAGGAAAGCCAGGUUUCCCAGGACCUCCAGGACUGCCUGGUCUCCCCGGACACGAAGGACCCAUUGGUGCACCUGGACUCCCAGGAUGCAACGGGACAAAGGGGGAUGUAGGGUACCCAGGUUACCCUGGAGAUCCAGGACCUGUCGGCCUUCCAGGUCGACCAGGACUGCGGGGUCCAAAGGGAACGUCGUACUCCUACCCCAUCACUGAGGAAAUUCGGGGAGCUCAGGGUCUGCCGGGACCAGAUGGAGAGAAUGGUCUGAGUGGAUAUCCAGGUGAUCCAGGCCUGCCAGGACUACCAGGAUCUGUUGGACUUCCUGGGAGUCCAGGGUUGCCGGGUCUGCCAGGCGAAAAGGGUCAGGAGGGUCCGAGUCCGGUGAUUCCUGGGCCCCGUGGACAGAAGAUCUGUUUGGUUUUCAGGGUGACCGAGGCCCUCCGGGGAUCCCCGGACAGAAAGGAAUCAAACUGUACUUCAGAGAAACCAGAGACCUGA